Messenger RNA from Rasamsonia emersonii CBS 393.64, 801 nucleotides. Its product is annotated as 40S ribosomal protein S3. Gene Ontology annotation, cellular component: cytosolic small ribosomal subunit; nucleus. Gene Ontology annotation, biological process: translation. NCBI's taxonomy places the organism in Eukaryota, Fungi, Ascomycota, Eurotiomycetes, Eurotiales, Trichocomaceae. The transcript has 3 exons. The coding region runs from base 1 to 801 and encodes 266 amino acids. The record is from RefSeq and is a predicted model, not a curated record. Gene Ontology annotation, molecular function: structural constituent of ribosome; RNA binding.
AUGGCUGCUACCCAGGGAGCUAUCUCGAAGCGCCGCAAGUUCGUCGCCGACGGUGUCUUCUACGCCGAGCUGAACGAGUUCUUCCAGCGCGAGCUGGCCGAGGAGGGUUACUCGGGCGUCGAAGUCCGUGUCACUCCUACCGUCACCGACAUCAUCAUCCGUGCUACCCACACUCAGGAGGUUCUGGGUGAGCAAGGUCGCCGUAUCCGCGAGCUCACCUCCCUGAUCCAGAAGCGAUUCAAGUUCCCUGAGAACUCGGUCUCCCUCUAUGCCGCCAAGGUCCAGAACCGCGGUCUCUCGGCCGUCGCUCAGUGCGAGUCCCUCCGCUACAAGCUGCUCAACGGUCUGGCCGUCCGACGGGCCUGCUACGGUGUUCUGAGAUUCAUCAUGGAGAGCGGUGCCAAGGGUUGCGAGGUCGUUGUUUCCGGCAAGCUUCGCGCUGCUCGUGCCAAGAGCAUGAAGUUCACGGACGGCUUCAUGAUCCACUCCGGUCAGCCUGCCAAGGACUUCAUCGACAGCGCUACUCGUCACGUUCUCCUCCGCCAGGGUGUCUUGGGUAUCAAGGUUAAGAUCAUGCGCGGUGCCGACCCGGAGGGCAAGUCCGGUCCCCAGAAGACUCUGCCCGACUCUGUCACCAUCAUCGAGCCCAAGGAGGAGCAGCCCGUCCUGCAGCCGAUCAGCCAGGACUACGGCGCCAAGGCUCUGGCCGCCCAGCAGCUCGCCGAGCAGCAGCGGUUGGCAGAGCAGCAGGAAGCGGAGGCACAGGAAGGUGCGGGUGUGGACCAAUAUGCACAGGAGUAA